Sesamum indicum (sesame) is the source of this 3227-nucleotide messenger RNA. It is a transcript of the gene PANK2, whose product is annotated as pantothenate kinase 2. The record is from RefSeq and is a predicted model, not a curated record. Gene Ontology annotation, molecular function: ATP binding; pantothenate kinase activity. NCBI's taxonomy places the organism in Eukaryota, Viridiplantae, Streptophyta, Magnoliopsida, Lamiales, Pedaliaceae. Gene Ontology annotation, biological process: coenzyme A biosynthetic process. Gene Ontology annotation, cellular component: nucleus; cytosol.
AAUCCAACACUACAGCUGACUGACUGCUGCUUUAGAGUGCUUUCACAUUCUCUAAGAAGGAAAGCAGAUUGGGGUUAGGUGGGUAGUGCGGUCGGAGUAAUUACAAUGGAUAAUUUAACAGAGGACCACCAAGAACGCAACAUUGGUAUUGACGGCCAUAUAAAUAUUGGUAAUAUUGGCGGAGAAGUCAAUCACAAUUUUGAUACUGAGAAGACUGCUAGUAGUACUGCUCUUGCUAGAGAAGAAUUAGGAGAAAAGGACAUGUCACCAGUGGCCGGAAAUUCGAUGCACCGGUCAUCUUCUCGGCCACAAUUGGACCUCAGUGGAGCAGCCAUACAAGGGAAUUUCGAGGAGAAAGACCCAACUAUUCUAUUGCCUAAUCAAUCUGAUGAUAUUUCUCACUUGGCUUUGGAUAUUGGAGGAUCUCUUAUUAAGUUGGUGUAUUUCUCAAGACAUGAGAAUCAACCAGUCAAUGAUAGGAGGAGAAAGAUAAUCAAGGCAAGACUUGGGAUUACCAACUCAAAUAGAAUGAGCUACCCAAUUCUUGGUGGGAGGUUGCAUUUUGUAAAGUUUGAAACAGCUAAAAUUAAUGAGUGCUUGGAUUUCAUCUACUCAAAGCAACUUCAUCACAGUGGAAUGGAUUCCCGGCAUUGGCAAUCUGAGAGUCCAAACACCGGGAACACCAUAAUUAAGGCAACAGGUGGUGGGGCCUACAAGUUUGCUGAUCUUUUCAAGGAAAGGCUGGGAAUUAGUAUAGAAAAAGAGGAUGAAAUGAAUUGCCUAGUGGCAGGUGCAAAUUUUUUGCUAAAGGCAAUUCGACAUGAAGCUUUUACACAUAAAGAGGGACAAAAAGAGUUUGUGCAGAUUGACUCCAAUGACUUGUUUCCUUAUCUUCUCGUCAAUAUAGGAUCUGGUGUCAGUAUGAUCAAGGUUGAUGGAGAUGGAAUAUACCAGCGUGUUAGUGGAACAAAUGUUGGCGGGGGAACAUAUUGGGGUCUGGGAAAGCUGUUAACCAAGUGCAAAAGUUUUGAUGAACUGUUGGAGCUGAGCCAACGGGGAGAUAACAGAACCAUUGACAUGCUUGUUGGUGAUAUUUAUGGCGGAAUGGAUUACUCUAAGAUUGGUCUCUCUGCAUCGACAAUUGCUUCUAGUUUUGGCAAGGCCAUAUCUGAAAACAAGGAGCUUGAAGACUACAGACCUGAAGAUAUAUCUCUGUCCCUCUUAAGAAUGAUUUCCUAUAAUAUUGGUCAGAUAUCUUAUUUAAAUGCAUUGCGGUUUGGGCUUAAGCGAAUAUUUUUUGGAGGCUUUUUCAUCAGGGGCCAUGCAUACACUAUGGACACCAUCUCAUUUGCGGUCCAGUUCUGGUCAAAGGGGCAAGCACAGGCAAUGUUUUUGAGACAUGAAGGGUUUUUAGGAGCUUUAGGUGCAUUUAUGAGUUAUGAAAAGCAUGGGCUGGAUGACCUUAUGGUUCAUCAGCUCGUAGAAAGAUUCCCCAUGGGUGCACCAUAUAUUGGAGGAAAUGUCCAUGGUCCACCUUUGGGAGAUCUCAAUGAGAAGAUAUCGUGGAUGGAGAAAUUUGUGCAGAAGGGAACUGAGAUCACUGCUCCUGUUCCAAUGACUCCUCCAGGAACCACCGGCCUUGGAGGCUUUGAAGUUCCAUCAUCUAAAGGAGAUACCUUACGUCCAGAUGCUAGCAAGCUAAAUGUGGGUGUUCUCCAUCUUGUGCCAAGUUUGGAGGUCUUCCCAUUGUUGGCUGAUCCAAAAACAUAUGAGCCCAACACUAUAGAUCUUUCGGAUCACGGUGAGCUAGAGUAUUGGUUCACUGUCCUAUCAGAACAUAUGCCAGACCUUGUUGAUAAGGCUGUGGCUAGUGAAGGUGGUACUGAAGAUGCUAAGAGAAGAGGUGAUGCAUUUGCUCGUGCUUUCUCUGCUCACCUCGCGAGGUUGAUGGAGGAGCCAGCUGCAUAUGGGAAGUUGGGGCUGGCCAACCUCUUGGAACUAAGAGAAGAGUGCUUAAGGGAGUUUCACUUCCUUGAUGCCUACAGAAGCAUAAAACAGAGGGAAAACGAGGCAUCUCUUGCAGUUCUACCUGAUCUGUUAAUGGAAAUUGACAGUAUGGAUGAGGAAACAAGGUUGCUUACAUUAAUUGAAGGGGUACUUGCUGCAAACAUCUUCGACUGGGGAUCGCGUGCUUGUGUUGAUCUCUACCAUAAGGGGACAAUUAUUGAGAUAUAUCGAAUGAGCCGCAACAAGAUGCAAAGGCCUUGGGGGGUGGAUGAUUUUGACAUUUUCAAAGAAAGAAUGUUGGGUUCUGCGGGAAAGAAGCCUCGCCAAUAUAAACGAGCACUGCUUUUCGUGGACAACUCAGGUGCUGAUGUGGUAUUAGGAAUGCUUCCACUUGCAAGGGAAUUUCUCCGGCGUGGAACUGAAGUUGUGCUUGUUGCGAAUUCCCUUCCUGCCCUGAACGACGUUACUGCAAUGGAGUUACCCGAUAUUGUUGCUGAGGCUGCUAAGCAUUGUGACGUUCUUCGUGGGGCAGCUGAAGCAGGGGGCUUACUUGUGGAUGCAAUGAUCAACAUCCAAGAUAGUCCUACUAGAGAAAGGUCCAUCUCAGUGCCGUUGAUGGUUGUCGAAAACGGUUGUGGAAGUCCUUGCAUAGACUUGCGACAAGUGAGUUCGGAGCUGGCUGCGGCUGCCAAGGACGCUGAUCUGAUUAUUUUGGAAGGAAUGGGACGAGCUCUGCACACAAACUACAACGCAAAGUUCAAAUGUGAUGCUCUAAAGCUCGCAAUGGUAAAGAAUCAGCGCCUUGCAGCAAAGCUCAUUAACGGUAACAUAUACGACUGUGUGUGCCGUUUUGAACCAGCCAGCUGAAUGUCGAAAACCGUGUUCCCUGAUCGUGCUCUUGAGCUCAGUUUCCGGUAACAUUGUCCGACAGGGCAAUCAAUAGGAGGACAUAGGUUGUUGGAUCUCUCUGACUGUGAAGAGAGGACAGAUUUUUGAGUUCAAUAGAAGGAAAAGUACGCAGAGCUUGUUAGUUUCUGUUUAUCAGUCUCAGUAUUGGAUUUCUGUCUGUGUGAAAAUGAAAAAAGAAGAAAGGAAACAUAGGUGAAAAAUAUUUUCGCGGUAUUGUUCUUCAAUUAUUACCUUUAUUUUUUCUUUUUUGUAUAUAUACAUAUUAUUAAUUAUUAGCUGAAGAAGAUUAUAAAAUGUCAUUUUAAUAGCUA